AUGUUGCGUGGCGACUUCGGGGCUCUUGUGGAGCGCGUUGCGCGCCGCGCGCUGAGGUGUCUGUACACCUCGGACCUGUGCGCGUUCUCGUUUUUGAUUUUCUUUUCAUUCCUUUUUUUUAAUUCUUUUUUUCAGCUCGCGCUGAAACACAGAAUCAACAAGACGCAGCGGCAGCGGAUUCUGCUCUUCGUGGGGAGUCCAGUGGUGGCAAGUGAGAAGCAGUUGGUGCAGCUGGGACGUCAGCUGAAGAAGAACAACAUAGCUUUGGAUAUUGUGUGUCUCGCGAAUGUGGAGGAGAACAGAGCCAAGUUGACGGCGAUGCAUGCAGCAGUCAACAGCAACGACACAAGCCGCUUCGUGGAAUAUCCCGCGGGCAGCAGCAGCUUGUUGAGCGAUGUAAUGGUGUCUGCCAUGCUGCUGCACGACCCCGAAGCAGCAGCAGCAGCAGCAGCAGCAGGAGGCGACAGCGCUGUGAACGAAUUCGGAGUUGACCCCAAUGUAGACCCAGACCUUUAUAUGGUGCUGCGCAUGUCUUUGGAGGAGGCGCGGCAGCAGCAGCAGCAGCAGCAGGGAGCAGCAGCAGGAGCAGCAGCAGCAACCGCCCCAGCGGGACAGCCCGCAGCCGCCGCAGGCAGCGCCGAACUGCCCCCCGGAGCAGCACAAAUCGAAGGCCUCGAAGACAUGGACGAAGAGCUGCGGCAGGCCGUGCUGCUAUCGCUGCAGGACUACUGCGGGGACGCCAGCAGCACGGAGGCCACCCAGCAGCAGCAGCAGCAGCAGCAGCAGGAGCAGCAGCAGGGGGAGGGGCAGGAGAGCCAGGGCGCAGCGAACGGGGCUGGUGCUGCUGCUGCAGCAGAAACAGAAGCUGCAGCAGCAGCAGCACCCAACAACGCGAACGAACAGCCCCCAGGGGACGCAGCGGAAAAAGAGCCCAAGGGCAGCAGCUGA
This is a messenger RNA of Eimeria tenella, 948 nucleotides long. Its product is annotated as 26S proteasome non-ATPase regulatory subunit 4, putative. NCBI's taxonomy places the organism in Eukaryota, Apicomplexa, Conoidasida, Eucoccidiorida, Eimeriidae. The coding region runs from base 1 to 948 and encodes 315 amino acids. Gene Ontology annotation, biological process: proteasome-mediated ubiquitin-dependent protein catabolic process. Gene Ontology annotation, molecular function: polyubiquitin modification-dependent protein binding. The record is from RefSeq and is a predicted model, not a curated record. Gene Ontology annotation, cellular component: cytosol; proteasome regulatory particle, base subcomplex; nucleus. The transcript has 5 exons.